AUGAAUGCUGUUCAUGUCUGUUUUGAUGGUACCUUAUUUGACUACUUCAAUGGUUAUGAAGAUUUAAAAAAUAAGAAAGUUAGGUUUGUUGGACAUGCUAAACAGAGAAUACAAGAAGAUUAUCUUCGAAUUUUACGGUAUUUCCGGUUUUAUGGGAGAAUUGUAGACAAACCUGGUGACCACGAUCCUGAGACUUUGGAAGCAAUUGCAGAAAAUGCAAAAGGCUUGGCUGGAAUAUCAGGAGAGAGGAUUUGGGUGGAAUUGAAAAAAAUUCUUGUUGGUAACCAUGUAAAUCAUUUGAUUCACCUCCUCUAUGAUCUUGAUGUGGCUCCUUACAUAGGCUUACCUACUAGUGCAAGUUUAGAAGAAUUUAACAAAGUUAGUAAAAAUGCUGAUGGUUUUUCACCAAAGCCAAUGACUCUCUUGGCCUCAUUAUUCAAAGUACAGGAUGAUGUCACAAAAUUGGAUUUGAGGUUGAAGAUUUCAAAAGAAGAGAAGAACCUUGGUAUAUUCAUAGUUAAAAACAGGAAAGAUUUAGUUAAAGCAAUGGAUAGUUCAGAGCCACUGAAACCCUAUCAAGACUUCAUUAUAGAUUCUAGGGAAUCUGAUGCAAUGCCCCGUGUGUGUGAACUCCUGAAGUACCAGGGAGAGCAUGGUCUUCUGCAGCAGAUGCAGCAGUGGUGCAUUCCUCCAUUUCCUGUGAGUGGCCAUGACAUCAGAAAAGUGGGCAUUUCUUCAGGAAAAGAAAUUGGGGCUCUGUUGCAGCAGUUGCGAGAACAUUGGAAAAAAAGCGGCUACCAAAUGGAGAAAGACGAACUCCUAAGUUACAUAAAGAAGAGCGAAAAUUGAUGAGAGCUGGCACUAAAUAGCAGAAAAUUUGGGGUAAGGCUAGGUUUUCUUCUCUCCCUCUCAGUGAGAUUUAAGAGACUUGAAUGAAAGCCAGCUUGGAGGACCUUCUCAGAUCAACAGAGGUCUUUGUGAGUUUCUGGCAGUAAACUCAAGUCUACCUCCUCUUAAAUCUCAUUUAUAUCCUUGAACCUUCUGCUGCUUCUGGAGUAGUUCCUGCUGUGAAUAGUAUAGUUGGCUUCCCCUGUCUAGGGUUUAACUUUUUUUUUUUUUUUUCCGGUGUAGCGCAUUACUGAUCUUAAAAAGUGGUAACUAUCUUUAAGAAAAAAGUGUGUGUUUGCUAUUGAAAUAACUACAUUAUUUUAUCAGUGUCUUUAAGUGUUAAUUCUUACUUGAAUUUAACACAUUUAAAUGAAUUUAAUUUCAACACCAACUUGUGUUGAAAUUAGUUGACAGAAUAUCCUGUAUAAAAUUAUGAAGACUAGGUAUGUCCUGGGUGGCUGGCAUUCAUACACCUGAAACUUGUUCUCGCAAGCUCUAAGUUUUAGUAUGUAGUUGAUACCUUCCUUUGUCAUAAUGAUUUCUUUAUGCGUGCUAAGCCUGAGAAAGACUGGCUUGACAGUUACUCUUGAGCCUUUAAUAAACAUUCCCUUUGGAACUGGAAGAUAAAUGUGCUUAUGUGGUAUGUGACAGUAUACAUCAGGUUUCUCCUGUACCCUUAGUCGUUAAUUUUUUUCACGAAUUAAAAAGAUAUGGCCUACAUUAAAAUAUCCAUGACCAGGCUUGUACAUAUGCUUUUUAAAGGUUUGAGCCUUAAAUGCUUUCGGUAGGUAAAGGGGUGUACAGUGCAAAGUACUGUUUCAGCUGUUACAUUCUAACAUUUUAUAAUUGAUUUGACUUCUUGUAUAGCCAGUCCUAGCAUCUCUGUCCUCUGUGGGGACAAGUCAAUAAUUUAAGUCCUACUAAAAUAGAAUCUCUAAAUAGGAAGUAUGCAGAGAUACCGCUAUUUCAGAGGUCUUGUUUUGUUAUGUAUAAAACCAAUCUAAAAGUGUUAUAUGCAUUUCUUUUACAUAUCAGAAAAUUUUAUUGGCCAGUGUCAAUGAACAAAAUAGAACACACUGUGAUUACACCCUUCAGGUGGCAAAAGUAAAAGCGGGGUGCCCUGUGACUGCUAUUGGAAUAGUGUAAGACUAUGUGAACAACUAGUAUAGUCCUCUAAACCCAAUGUUCUCAGUAGUAUUACAAAAACCCUACAACUUGGGCAGGUCCUACAUUGCUUUUCAUUUGCCUCCUGUACGUAAAUACGCAAUGUGAGAUCUUCAGUUGAUCGUUUUAGUCUAGGCACUCACAACCAUUGCACAUUUGGUAAAAGAAGAAAAGAAAAUAUUGAUAAAUUAAAACGAGAUUUAACAGUCUCCCCAUCAGUUGAACUUUGCCCAGUUAUGAAAACUGAAGUUAAUUACACAAAUGUGAAAGGAUCCAUCAACACUUGGACAUAUAAGCAAAGAGGUAGGUGGCUAAUCAGUAUCUAGAGCUUCAUCUUUAUGCUUAAAUUAUCAGCUUGUGAGUAAAUAUUCUACAUUAUUUAGGCAAAGAAAAUGUGUAAUAUUUGCUCUUAAACUUUACUUAGAUUUUCAAUUUACAUGGAACAAAGGUGCUUACAAAAUGCAGUCACUUGUAGCCUGAUUGAAGGGAGGUAUGUUUUAGUAUCUCUGUUCCAUAUUAGUUAAGGUUCAAAUUGAAAUUUGGAACAGAAUAAGCAGGGUGUUCAGACACACUCAGCAAAUACAUAAGGAAAUGAACACUAUUUUGGGGCUCAAACUGUAUUUUAACUCUUUAAUAUUUUCAAAAUUUACAAAUCAAUAGGAGAGAAACUCAAGAAAAUUAAAGCCUUUGCCUAUUUCAAAGGGAACAUGUACUUGGCACCCUAGCUUUGGGAACUUCUAAAAACUUGCUGUUGGUUCCAUGUAUCAGGAGCAAAUGAUUAACCUCGAGUUAGGGGAAUUACAAAUAUGUUUGGUGCAGGAAAACCCAUCUCCUCCCUUUCAGAGAGGUCUUCGUAUCCUAGCAGGUCCGAAUAUAAUGGUAUCAAGCUAGAUAUUCCUAAAAACCCAAGUUUUCUAGACUGCUUUUCAGCCUUUUCAAUAGUAUAUUUUAAUUUAAAUCUUCAAAAACCCUUGACUAAGAAACUGCAACCUUCCACAUAAUGUUGCUUUUUACUUAGGUAUGCGUCAAAAGCAGUAAUUUCCAAAGCAGAUCUGAUUUUACAAGACCAACUAGAUAAAUAACUUUAUCUCUACCAUAUUUGUUUAUAAGCAAAGUAUUACUUUGUCGGGGCUUAUCUCAUCUUCAGUGUCUGGGAUUGUGGGCAACAGAGCAGAUCGAGUCAAACCCCAAAAUUUUUGAGGUGACAUGUCUUUUUUGGUGGCUGUAAAUUUCCAUCCAAUAUGGCUUGCACAGAUCCUACACUGGGCGAUAGUCCAAGCAUACCUACAAAAUUAAAGAAAGGUAUCAGCUAAGGAAACACAUUUCUGUACCCCAAGCCUAUCAUUGUAUAAAGCUGUUAUCAAGACAGAGCUAAAUUCUAUAUGAUUUCCUGAAACAAAUUUGAUUGUGUUCUUAAGCUGUGUUUAUUUUUUUCUUUCUUGGCAUUGGAGGAAAAACUUAAUCUUGUUAAUAUGGAUUAACUCGCAGGUACCUUUCCUUCGUGGUUUUGUAUUGCAGUCACGUUACAAAACACUAUCCACUUCCAGAAAUACACUUAUGAGUUAAAAUGGGGGGUGGGAGGGAGACAUAUAUGAAUUUCUAAGAACUACUUCUGAAGAAUGAUUUUGAAGAAUGAUUUUGUCAGAAAAUUCAUCCAGAAAAUCAAAGUAUAACUAGAAAAAUAAACAAAACCACUUGUAUCUAACAGUUAAUUCUAGUUUUAAUCCUUAACAAGGAUGUUAAAUAAGCUUGGACAAUUCAAGUGAUACGGUCCUACAUCCAAAAUGGCAAUUAUUUUUAAUUUUAUUUUAGAGAAAGCCUUAGGGGGUGUCUUAAGCAGACGUGGGGGCUUGAGCUCAACUACCCUGAGAUCAUGACCUGAGCAGAAACUAAAAGAUGCUUAACCAGCUUUGCUCCUCAGGUGCCCCCAAAAGGACAAUUGUAAUCAUUAAUUCAUACUCUGCUGGCCUCUUUCAAAAUAAAAGACUGACCCAGAAUUUGGAAGCAGACUAUUAACACUAGUUCCCAGGUGGUGCUGCUAGUUCUAGGCUCAUACUUUGAAGGCCACUGGGCUAAAGAAAGAAAAAAAAUGAAGAAAACCAGGAUUCAAUGCUUUUCCAGCUGUUUUGUCAUUGCUUGGGAAAUAUUCUCUGGUUUGACAUUACAGAAUAUGGUUCAGAUACAGUUUUACUGGGUUUUAAGCCAGCUGGUUUUCAGAAUGAGCUAAGUCUGGAUUAAAUGUAUAGUUAAUUUAAGGAUAACUGCAGUUGCCAACCUUCUAACUUUAUAUUUAGUGAGAGUAUGCCAAACUAGCUGUUACUAGCCAUUCAUAAAAUGAAGAACAUUUAAAUAGAAUUAUUCAUCUCACUAUUUUUGAUUACAAUUCUAACAGCUCUGCUUAGGACUCUGUCCAAUUAAGGCAAACCCACUCCCCCCCCAAAAAAAGUAACCACCACAUUACCCAGGAAACCAGCUGUGCUCUGUAGAAGGCCGGCCUAUCAGAUUCAAGUUGCAAGCUUUAUACACCGUAAGUGUCUCAUGCACAUAUCCAUGAGGAUUCACAUAAGCUGCCAUUGGUCCACAUAAGGAUAAACUACAAGACAGAAUCAGCAUAGAAGUCAAAAUGGGAAGGAAAAAAAUGUCUAAUGGGGUUAUAAGAGGUAAUAUCAGAACUUUAGUAUGUGAAGAGGAGGUUGGGAGUCAGCCCAGUUUCAUUAGUCUACAUGUUUGUAAAACAGGGAGCUCAUCUAAAGGAGUCUCAGAGUGGAAGUACAGUGAAAAGGUCCUAUUUAGUCAUCCUUGGGCAACUGAUUACUUUGUAGGCAACAGUUUCUUUACUGUCCUGGUUUAUAAGUACUAACUGAAGUAAUUCUUAAACACUUAUAUCACAGCAUCAGUACAUGUUCAGAAGCAUGUCCCACUUUACCUUUGGGCCCUAUGUCUGCCUGGAAGACCAUACCUGAGGCAUUCAUGUUAGGUCCUUAAUCACUAAGAAGAUAAACAGAUUAUCAAGCAGGAAUGGGGGAAAAUAAGGACUGCCCCUUUGUUUGACUCUACCAUGCUCAUUACCUGUGAAUAAUAUCUUACAUAAUCAUUGCUGCUGAGUACCCAAUCAGGAAGGGUGUCAACUCCCCACAUUGCAUUUGCUGAAUGAUUAUUAUUUAAUAGAGGGAAAUCUAUGGGAAAUGGAAAUAUGGUCUUGACCAUAACUCUGUUACAGCAGUUGGGAAAAUGUAUUUAGAAGUAUACUGAAAAUGUAAUAAAGCUCUCACCUGAAUAUUUCA
This is a messenger RNA of Leptonychotes weddellii (Weddell seal), 5336 nucleotides long. The record is from RefSeq and is a predicted model, not a curated record. NCBI's taxonomy places the organism in Eukaryota, Metazoa, Chordata, Mammalia, Carnivora, Phocidae.